AUGUCAGACAGUGCUAGUGAUGGCCAUAUCUCUGUCGAUGAGACUGCCAACGACUCGGCACUCGAUUCGGUAGCUGAAUCUGAAAUUUCUACCGAGUCGCUUGCAUCUUCAAUUUAUGAGUAUCGUUUUGAAAAUGGUCGGAGGUAUCACGCCUACAAGGAUGGAAAAUACUUGGCCCCCAACGAUGAGACUGAACAAGACCGUCUUGAUAUUGUCCACCAUAUAAAUCUUUUGAUGUUGGGUGGGAACCUACUAACCGCUCCUAUCCCCAAAGACCCACAAAUGAUAUUGGAUAUCGGUACUGGCACUGGUAUUUGGGCGAUUGAUGCUGGCGAGAAGUAUCCUUCUGCGAAGGUCAUCGGGACAGAUCUUAGUCCUAUUCAACCCAACUGGGUCCCACCAAACGUCGAGUUUCAAAUUGACGACGCCGAACAAGAGUGGACAUGGCCCAAAAACCACUUCGACCUGGUCCAUAUACGGAACCUCAAUGGUGCUAUCAAGGAUUGGAACUUCCUCUUGAAGGAGGCAUACAGAACUACCAAACCAGGUGGUUGGGUCGACAUUACAGAGUAUGACUUCCACCUCUACAGCGACGACGGCACUUUUCACAAGGACCUCAGCAUGUACAAGUACUAUGAUCUCGUCAAUAAGGCUGCCGACAAGUCCGGCCGCCCAUUCGGAAUCGCAUCUCACAUCGCGCCCAUACUUGAGGCGUGCGGUUUCGAAGAAAUCCGAGUAAAGAUGAUGAAGCUGCCACUAGGAACAUGGCCCGCAGACCAAAAGUUGAAAGAGAUUGGCGCAUUCUUCACGUUGGCUGCAGAGACUGGGUUUGAGGCGUUGGGGACGGCAUACUUGACAAGAGUGCUUGGAAUGGAGGUGGAAGAUGUCAACGAUCUGUUGAGGGAGAUUAUGAAGGAGAUAAAGAAUAGGAAGAUACACGCCUACGGAAGACAGUACUUCUACUCUGCACGAAAGCCUUUGAACUGUGACGAAUAA
Morchella sextelata is the source of this 996-nucleotide messenger RNA. RefSeq lists its product as uncharacterized. The record is from RefSeq and is a predicted model, not a curated record. The transcript has 9 exons. Gene Ontology annotation, molecular function: methyltransferase activity. The coding region runs from base 1 to 996 and encodes 331 amino acids. NCBI's taxonomy places the organism in Eukaryota, Fungi, Ascomycota, Pezizomycetes, Pezizales, Morchellaceae.